Pelobates fuscus (common spadefoot toad) is the source of this 1325-nucleotide messenger RNA. RefSeq names its product ring finger protein 144A (gene RNF144A). Bases 128 to 1006 code for a protein of 292 amino acids. Gene Ontology annotation, cellular component: cytoplasm; ubiquitin ligase complex; Golgi apparatus. Gene Ontology annotation, biological process: ubiquitin-dependent protein catabolic process; positive regulation of proteasomal ubiquitin-dependent protein catabolic process; protein polyubiquitination. Lineage: Eukaryota; Metazoa; Chordata; Amphibia; Anura; Pelobatidae. The record is from RefSeq and is a predicted model, not a curated record. The transcript is spliced from 8 exons. Gene Ontology annotation, molecular function: ubiquitin protein ligase activity; ubiquitin conjugating enzyme binding; zinc ion binding.
CACUGUAUCCAACAGUAUCCCAGCAUCUCGCAGUGCGCAUGAGCGGCAGCCAAGCUCUCUGCAUCAAGCUGCCUGGAGUGUAGAAUUGCAGCUCUCUGUCUCUAUGCCUGCUGCCGGUUAAUCUGCCAUGACUACAGCAAGAUAUAGAGCUACGUGGGAAUUGGCAUUAGACCCACUAGUUUCCUGCAAACUUUGCCUCGGAGAAUUCCCAGUCGAACAGAUGACCACCAUAUCACAAUGCCAGUGCAUUUUCUGUACUCUGUGUUUGAAACAAUAUGUUGAGCUUCUAAUUAAGGAAGGCUUGGAAACCGCUAUUAGUUGCCCUGACGCUGGCUGUCCUAAAAGAGGCCAUUUGCAGGAGAAUGAGAUUGAGUGCAUGGUUGCAUCGGAUAUAAUGCAGAGAUAUAAAAAGUUGCAAUUUGAAAGAGAAGUACUUCUAGAUCCAUGUAGAACAUGGUGCCCGUCAUCAUCUUGCCAAGCUGUCUGCAAGAUACAAGAGAAAGGACCCCAAAAUCCACAGCUGGUACAGUGCUCAUCCUGUGACACUGAGUUCUGCUCAGCAUGCAAUUCCAACUGGCACCCAGGACAAGGGUGCCAAGAAAAUGUACCAAUUACUUUUCUCCCCGGGGAAUCCAGCUCUGUUUAUAAAGCUGUUGACAAUGAUGUACCGAUUAAACGCUGCCCAAAGUGUAAGGUGUAUAUAGAACGCGACGAAGGUUGUGCACAGAUGAUGUGCAAGAAUUGCAAGCAUGCCUUCUGCUGGUACUGUCUGGAAUCUCUCGAUGAUGACUUUCUGCUUAUACACUAUGAUAAAGGACCAUGCCGAAAUAAACUGGGCCAUUCCAGAGCAUCAGUUAUAUGGCACAGAACACAGGUUGUAGGUAUAUUUGCAGGAUUCGGCCUAUUGCUUUUGGUGGCAUCGCCAUUUCUUUUACUGGCAACCCCGUUUGUUUUGUGUUGCAAAUGUAAAUGCAGUAAGGGAGAUGAUGACCCUUUACCAACUUAAUUCUAAAUCAGAUAAUUUUACGAGUUACAGCACCUUUCAUAAAUACUGCUGAUGGCUAUGCUAUAUACUGUAUCAUAGCCCUGCUAGCCUCACCCAGCUUUCAGAGACAUACACAGUGACAUUUUUUGUAAAACACAUUGUUUGUGUAGUGGCUGAUAUCCUUCUGGGAUCGCUGUGAAUACGUUCAACAGAAGUCUUUGAGGGGUUAACAAACUCAAAACCUUGAAGAAAGCUGAAGGCGAAGUUGUAAAAAAAAAAAAAAAAAGACUUAUUUUAAGAAAUACAUUGUGACAUUUUCUAAAACUGUUUACUAUUGAUU